UACGAGGCAAGGAGACAAAGAAGCGUGAAUGUUGACAAAUUGGUGGUCGGGCAUGUAUAUUAUCGGGAAUAUGUAUAGAGUGGUCGAUCUCCUUUCUGUUUCUAAUUAUUGUCUCUUAGAAUUAAUAUCAAGAAUAAUACUACAGCAAUAUGCCGACAUAUCUAAUCCUCAACUCCGACCAAGCUCUCCCCAAAUCCCUCUCCGAAACCCUCCUCCGCCGCCCAAACACCACUCUCCUCGCAGCAACCCGCUACCUAACGCCCGAAAUCUCAAGCUCUUUCUUCCACCUCCCAAAGCAUGACUCGUCACUUGUGAUCCCUGUGAAGAUUAAUUUGUUCGCGCAGGAUGAUGCGGCGGGGGCUGUGAGGGGGUUGCUUCUUGCGGGGGUUACACAUGUUGAUGCGGUUGUUUUGCGGGGGGGUGAUACGCCAGGUAUAAAUGGGGUUAAUGGGAUUGGCGCUGGGAGUGGGGACUCGGGAGAGGAGAGGGGUUAUGAGGAUGGAUUGAGGAGGUUGCUCGAGCAGGUUAGGAUGUUUUUGGAGUGGUCGAGGGUUGUGGUAUUUGGGGGAGGGACGGAUGUGUCGGGGGUGAGGGAUGUGGUGAUGACUGAAGUUGGGGAUGUUGCUUCUUUUGUUCACGUGUGAGUCCCUUUCUGUUCGUUUCAUGCUUUGCUUUUUGCUUGAUGUGUCGGGGCUCAGGUGAUAUGAG
Messenger RNA from Aspergillus ruber CBS 135680, 708 nucleotides. RefSeq lists its product as uncharacterized. The coding region runs from base 150 to 644 and encodes 164 amino acids. The transcript is spliced from 2 exons. Lineage: Eukaryota; Fungi; Ascomycota; Eurotiomycetes; Eurotiales; Aspergillaceae. The record is from RefSeq and is a predicted model, not a curated record.